Molecule: messenger RNA, 1694 nt
Organism: Pisolithus orientalis
Lineage: Eukaryota; Fungi; Basidiomycota; Agaricomycetes; Boletales; Pisolithaceae
Product: amine oxidase
Exons: 8
Coding region: 1-1491 (496 amino acids)
Molecular function (GO): oxidoreductase activity
Source: RefSeq, a predicted model, not a curated record
AUGUCCCGGUUCAGAGUCUCUCUUGCAACCAUUCUCCUAAGCCUCCUUGGUGGCGCGGUUGCCCAAGAUGUCAAUGCCACUAGGUGUCAAGCCGACCUCACGCCCGCCGGAGCACCCCCAAAUAACACCAAGGUCCUCAUCCUUGGUGGUGGUAUGGCCGGCGUCAUAGCAGCCCGUACACUUCAUGAGCAGGGUAUCGACGACUUCGUGAUUGUGGAAGCCAAACACGUGUUUGGGGGGCGUAUGGCGAAGAAGACAUUCGGUGUCAACGGAUCCGAAUACGUCAUUGAGAAGGGAGCAAACUGGAUCCAUGGAACCCAAACAGGUAGUGGACCCGCUAAUCCCGUCUGGCUGCUGGCGCAGAAACACAACUUGUCGAUGGUAGAGAGUAAUUUGUUUACGGACAUAACGUUCUUCGAUUACAACGGGCCUAACAACUACUCCGAAACGUUCGAGGCGUCAUUGGCCGCCUUCGACAGCGCCAGGGCCCUUGCGGGGCAACGGUGGCAGGAGAACAAAACUGAUCUGGAUCUCAGAUCAGCCUAUAAUUAUUUGGGCAUCGCUCCAAAGACGCCGCAAGAGGAGGCUUGCGAGUACUAUCAGAUCGAUUAUGAUGCCUCGCAAACGUCAACACUGGCCGCUGCUUGGAAUUACAACUACACCUUUGAUCCCGAAGCUGGAGGCUAUUCGGAUGUGGACAUGCUGUCCGUGGACCCGCGUGGCAUUGCAUGUAUUGUCCAAGCGGAAGCUGCUACCUUCCUCAAUACGAGUCAGGUCCUCUUCAGCCAGAUUGUCAAGACCAUUCAAUACAAUCAGAAUGGAGUGACCGUACAGACAACAGAUGGAUACACCCUCACUGCAGAUCAUGCACUGGUUACGUUUAGCGCCGGCGUGUUGCAAAACACUGACGUCGUCUUCGACCCCGCGCUCCCGGACUGGAAACGAGAGGCUAUUAGUAGCAUAGAAAUGCCGGUGUACACCAAGAUCUUCUUGCAAUUCAAGGAAAAAUUCUGGUUCGACACUGGGAUAGGACUCUAUGCCGAUCAGCAAAAAGGCAGGUAUCCGGUGUGGGAGAGUUUAGAUCAUCCGGACCUUUACCCCGGCUCCGGGAUCAUCUUCGUUACUGUGACGGGUGAUUAUGCGAAUUAUCUCGAGCAACUCAACAAAAACAUUACGCAAGUGCAGUUAGAGGUAAUGGAGGUUCUUCGGAGGAUGUACCCUAAUGCCCCCGAUCCAAUCGAUAUCUGGUUGCCUAUCUGGGGCAGAGCUCCCCUGUUCCGCGGCUCGUACUCUAACUGGGGAGCGUCCUUCGUACCUCAACACUCGUACAAUUUGAGUGCUCCGGUAAACGGUCACCUUUGGUUUGCAGGUGAAGCUACCAGCCUUAAGUACUUCGGUUUCUUGCAUGGCGCAUACUUGGAGGGCCAGAACGCGGCGACCAACAUCGCUGCAUGUAUUAACAACCCGCAGCGUUGCCCGUCUAGUACAUGAUGCCACAGUUCGGAAUGUCCGGUCCUACCCAGGUAGCUUGCAAUGGGCAUCUUCGAGAUUCUUUCAGCUGCAUAGUAGGCGUGGAAAUGUUUCUCUGCAUUCGCUCACGCACCUCCUGUAACAUUGUAACGUUGCGCUACGAUGACAAUGACCCAAUGCUUUUUUCUGUACAACACUACUCUGUACAAUCGAACUUUUUUGAU